Molecule: messenger RNA, 291 nt
Organism: Setaria italica (foxtail millet)
Lineage: Eukaryota; Viridiplantae; Streptophyta; Magnoliopsida; Poales; Poaceae
Product: transcription elongation factor 1 homolog
Exons: 1
Coding region: 1-291 (96 amino acids)
Biological process (GO): transcription elongation by RNA polymerase II
Cellular component (GO): transcription elongation factor complex
Molecular function (GO): RNA polymerase II complex binding
Source: RefSeq, a predicted model, not a curated record
AUGGGGAAGAGGAAGUCGCGGAGCACCAAGUCGAUGGCGGCGCCGAGGAAGCCGCCAAAGCUGGACACGCUGUUCACCUGCCCGUUCUGCGGCUACUCGGAGGCUGUCGAGUGCCGCAUCGACCUCAAGGACAGGAUCGCCAGGGCGUCGUGCCGCAUCUGCGGCGAAAGCUACUUCACCAGCGCCCACGCGCUCACGGCGGCGGUUGACGUUUACAGCGAUUGGAUCGACGCCUGCGAGCUCGCCAACGAGGGCGUCCGCCGCUGCCGGCCGCGCCUGGUUGAAGCCUGA